Messenger RNA from Lactuca sativa (garden lettuce), 3204 nucleotides. RefSeq names its product beta-galactosidase 3. NCBI's taxonomy places the organism in Eukaryota, Viridiplantae, Streptophyta, Magnoliopsida, Asterales, Asteraceae. Gene Ontology annotation, biological process: carbohydrate metabolic process. Gene Ontology annotation, molecular function: hydrolase activity, hydrolyzing O-glycosyl compounds; carbohydrate binding. The record is from RefSeq and is a predicted model, not a curated record.
AUGAGUUAUAUUCACCGAUAGUAUUCAAUAUCUCUUUCAAAAAUAGAAAUCCACCAUAUGUUUUUGGCUGGUUGCCUGCCACCUUCCCCCACCCUGCACACCGUCAUCAAUAAACAGUGUGUCAAAGAGUGAGAUUACAGCAACACAACCUUGGAGUCAGCGACAAUGUUCCAAGAAUCACUCUGAUCAGUUUACAUUUACAUUUACAUGUUUCCACUCCAUUACAAGUGUAUUCUUCUCUGUCAUCUCCACCGCUUCCGCCACCCUUCAUUCAAAUAAACCGCCAUCUCCGCCAUAUGUUUUAGACACACACACACACACACCAAAAGCUUCGACAACAAUGGAGGCCAUCACUGUUUACAAGCUUUUAACUUUCUUCCUAAUCUUUACACACCUGCAUCUGGUUAAGAGUACAGUGACAUAUGAUCAGAAAUCUUUAAUCAUCAAUGGCCAAAGGAGAAUCCUCAUUUCUGGCUCCAUACAUUACCCCAGAAGCACCCCUGAAAUGUGGGAAGAUCUUGUAAUUAAAGCGAAAAAUGGGGGAUUAGAUGUCAUUGAUACUUAUGUGUUUUGGAAUGUUCAUGAGCCUUCCCCUGGUAUUUAUGAUUUCAGUGGAAGAUAUGAUCUUGUGAGGUUUAUAAAAACAGUAGCAAGAAAUGGACUUUAUGUGAAUUUACGCAUUGGACCUUAUGUUUGUGCUGAAUGGAAUUUCGGGGGUUUUCCUGUAUGGUUAAAAUAUGUUCCGGGUAUCAGCUUCAGAACAGACAAUGAACCAUUUAAGGCAGCUAUGCAAGGAUUCACACAGAAAAUAGUUGGGAUGCUGAAGGCUGAAAACCUGUUUGAAUCACAGGGAGGUCCAAUCAUCCUCUCACAGAUUGAAAACGAGUAUGGUGCACAAGGGAAGUCAAUUGGAGCAGCCGGAAAAGCAUACAUAAAUUGGGCUGCAAAAAUGGCAGUUGAACUAAACACUGGAGUCCCAUGGUCCAUGUGCAAGGAAGAUGAUGCACCCGAUCCUGUGAUAAACACAUGCAACGGAUUCUAUUGCGACACUUUUACUCCUAAUAAACCUUACAAGCCCACAAUAUGGACGGAAGCUUGGAGUGGCUGGUUUACAGAAUUUGGUGCACCGAUUGAGCAGCGACCAGUACCUGAUUUAGCAUUUUCUGUGGCGCGUUUUGUACAGAAAGGUGGAUCAUUUUUCAAUUAUUACAUGUAUCAUGGUGGAACAAAUUUUGGACGCACAAGUGGAGGACCUUUUAUCACCACAAGCUAUGACUAUGAUGCUCCCAUCGACGAAUAUGGCUUAAUCAGAGAACCUAAAUACGGCCAUUUGACCGAGCUUCACAGGGCCAUUAAGCUUUGCGAACCGGCUUUUUUUUCUUCAGAUGCUAAAAAUAUUUCUCUAGGACAGAGGCAAAAUGCAUAUGUGUAUGAAGGAAACGGAAAUUGUGCAGCAUUCCUCUCAAAUUUUGAAAUGGAUUUUGCUGUUAGAGUUGUGUUCAGGAAUCACCAUUAUAAAUUGCCACCUUGGUCCAUUAGUAUUCUCCCCGAUUGCAAAAAUGUUGUGUUUAAUACUGCAAAGAUUGGAACUCAAACUUCACGGAUGAAAAUGGUGCGUACGGGUUCUAGCUUAGAGUCAUGGGAGACUUACCAUGAAGAUAUUUCUACAUUGGCAAGUGGGCCCUCUUUGACUUCGGUUGGACUCAUGGAACAAAUAAAUAUCACUAGAGAUUCAAGUGAUUACUUAUGGUACACGACUAGCAUCGAUACUAGAUUAUCAGAGACAGGUCCUCGUAAAGCCACUCUGACGGUUCAGUCUAGAGGCCACGGAGUUCACAUUUUCGUGAACGGACGGCUUUCAGGGUCAGCGUAUGGGUCCCGGGAGACCACUAGAUUUACAGUUAGAGCACCCGUCGAACUCCGAGGCGGAACGAAUAUAAUCUCACUGCUUAGCAUUGCUGCAGGACUACCAAAUGUUGGAACACACUUUGAAUCAAGGGAUACAGGAAUCCUAGGACCCGUUUCUCUCGAUGGACUUGACCAAGGAACGAUCGACUUAUCAAGAGGGACUUGGACUUACAAGGUUGGGUUAAACGGGGAGACGAUGAAUUUGAAUUCGCCAAAUGGUGUCUCGUUUGUAGACUGGAGUCGAGUUUCAUUAGUCAACCAACAUCAGCAGCCAUUGAAAUGGUACAAGGUUUAUUUUGAUGCACCUGAAGGCAACGAGCCACUGGCUUUGGAUAUGAAGAGCAUGAUCAGAGGUCAAGUAUGGAUCAAUGGUCAAAGCAUUGGAAGAUAUUGGACCAAACAUGCAAGUGGAAAGUGUGGCUCUUGCAAGUAUACUGGAGCUUUCAGACCCGGAAAAUGUCAAGUGGGCUGCAAUGUACCAACCCAGCGAUGGUAUCAUGUACCUCGAUCAUGGUUAAAGCCAAGGCAAAAUCUAUUGGUGUUAUUUGAAGAAGUUGGGGGGAAUAUAUCGAAGAUAUCUCUGGUGAAAAGAACUCAAGUGAAUGUUUGUUCUUCUACAUUUGAGCACCACCCUGUCAUCUCCAACUACCAAACUGAGAGCUCAGGUGAAACCACUAUGCUUCAUGACACAAAGGUCCGCCUGCAGUGUGGGCUUGGCCAAUCCAUUUCUUCAAUCAAGUUUGCAAGCUUUGGGACUCCUUUUGGAAGUUGUGGAAGUUUUCAACAGGGCACGUGUCAUGCACCCAACUCUCUUGAGCUCAUAGAGAAGUCAUGUGUUGGCCAGGAGAGUUGUGAGGUGAUGGCUUCAAACAAUUAUUUUGCGACGGAUCCGUGUCCUAAUGUCUUGAAGAGGUUAUUGAUUGAAGCUGUUUGUUCUAUCUAACCGAACUAUAUAGGUUAGAUUGACCAUGGUGAGGGAACCAAGAAGUAUUCAGCUAAAAGAUCAUGGUUCGUGAACAUGAAGGAGUUGAGGUUAAUGAGAUACAACAACCUAGAUGAUAGGAUUUCAUUUAAGGAUUUAGAAACUAAGUUUUGGUGAAGAAAGCAAUAAGAAGAAAUAAUAUUAUGGAGAUCGGACACCAUGAAUAAAGUGGUUUUGUGUAGACAAGUGAUAAAUGUGUACAUGAUAUGCUAUGCAAAUGUAAAAAUUAUGGUGCCAGAUGUUAUAUGAGGGAGAUAAAUAUUUGAUCCGAUGAGAUGGAUUUACCCAUUGUUAGAAAUUCGGAUUUUCAUGCA